Molecule: messenger RNA, 861 nt
Organism: Zingiber officinale
Lineage: Eukaryota; Viridiplantae; Streptophyta; Magnoliopsida; Zingiberales; Zingiberaceae
Exons: 5
Coding region: 1-555 (184 amino acids)
Source: RefSeq, a predicted model, not a curated record
AUGGGGCGGUUGCGUCUCAUUCCACUUAAUUUCAACAAUAAAUUGGAAACAGGUCAGCAAAAACUGGAAGCAACGUUGUCCUCACAUGGCAAUUUGGUGGAGCACACAGACGCGCCAGUUGAAGUGGCAUCAACAUCGGAUGAGAGGGAAGUGCACCACAGAGCACUAAGCCUGCCCGGAAGUGGAACUCCAUCUCUGUUAGCAUCACUGCAUAAAAGGCUUCUCGUGGAUAACACCAAUAAUGAUAGGCAGCAGGUCUGCACAGUGAGCUUCGCAAACGCAAGCAUGGGGAGGGUGCCAACGAGCCUUCGAGCACUACUGCUGAUUUGCUUGGCUUUGUUUCACCUAGUUCAGUCCUGUGCUGCUGUUUCACCAAGGCCGGAGAGAAUGAUAAGAACGAGCAGAAUCCUUUCAGAUGAGGUCCGCCAGACUAGCAGAGAGGAGGAAUUAUUGCUAGAAGAAGAAGCCAAAGGACGGAGGAGGGUGGCCAUCCAGAUGAAUGACUAUGCUCCAUCCGGUCCCAACGAUCGACACACUCCAAAGCCGCCAGAAUAGUCAGGUUAAUUAAUUAGUCGUUGUAAUAUGUAUCCUUCCCUUUGUUCUUCUGAAAAGGUAAGAAAUGAUGGUCUAAAGGAUCACCAUGUACAUCUAACGUUUCAUCUUCGACCUAGUAUUGAAUGAAUAAAACACGACUGUGUUGGUAGGAAAACUUGGUUGAUUAGCUUUUGUCAGGAAAUUAUUAUUGUUGCUUCCACUGUUGCAGGAUUUUACUUUUUCAAUUAUGUUCUUGUCAAUGAAAGACUCUGUAAAUCUUUCAAUGAAUUUAAGACACGUACAUCACGGUGAUCAUCCAAGAUAAAA